UUGGACCAGAAAGAUUUAGGGCGGAGAGGCAGUCCUCCGAAAGGGGCUGGCCCUAGAGUGUGGGUGGGGUCUGCGCUGCCGCAUCACAGGCAAAGUGGGCUGUGGAGAUGCGGGGCACGAGCUGCGUGGGCGGCGGUGGCGAGAGCCCGGGUAGUUCAGGGCUGAGCGAAGGCCCGCGGGGUCGCUGGCUGCGCCUGGCCCCUGUCUGCGCCUACUUCCUCUGCGUCUCGUUGGCCGCGGUGCUGCUCGCUGUCUACUACGGUCUCAUCUGGGUUCCCAUGCGGCCCCACGCGGCCCCCGCAGGCCUGCAGCCGAGUGCGCCCUCCCCUCUGUGCGCUGCCCGCCAGGGUGCGCCGCCUGCACCGGCGCCCGCCGCUGCCUCCGUCUCUUGCCUCCUAGGAGUCCUUGGCGGGCCGCGACCCCAGCUUGAGCUGCCACGCAGCCGCCGCCACAGCGACCCCAGCCACCGCCCAAGCCACCAGAUGCCCCGGGAGACGCAGGAAACCGUGGAGGGGCGAGGACCGGGGUAACCAUCCCUUCCACCCCAAGUCGGCCGGACCGCCGGCCCUCAAGAGGACGUGCCCCCACCGUGGAUGCAGGGUCCAGGCUGGGCCAAGACUCUCUUCAUGAAAUCGCCUGGUGCCUCUGGAGCUGUCAUCCUCACGAAUGGGGGGGUGAAGGGGAGCUGGCUCGGGGCCUCGCCCUUCGCAGCAUCUCCGGUGUCUGGCUGGGUUCUCCACCAUCUGGCAGAACACAUCCUGACCUCUCUCUCUCCCCCGACCUUCCCUCCAUAGGAUCUGAGCACAGAGCCCACAGCCGCCCCCCCCCGCCCCCCCUGGAUUGCGGUGUCCUUAGGCUCACCUGCAAUAAACUCCUGUCCCAACUGC
Molecule: messenger RNA, 887 nt
Organism: Phyllostomus discolor (pale spear-nosed bat)
Lineage: Eukaryota; Metazoa; Chordata; Mammalia; Chiroptera; Phyllostomidae
Gene: INAFM1
Product: InaF motif containing 1
Exons: 1
Coding region: 108-530 (140 amino acids)
Source: RefSeq, a predicted model, not a curated record